This is a messenger RNA of Entrophospora candida, 123 nucleotides long. Lineage: Eukaryota; Fungi; Glomeromycota; Glomeromycetes; Entrophosporales; Entrophosporaceae. The record is from the annotation of a GenBank genome assembly.
AUGGGAUUUGUUUAUUCUAAAUUUGCAAAGGGAGUUCAUGUUGAUGGACAUGAGUAUGGAGAUGUUGUUGAAUAUAGAAAGAAAUUUUUAGAAGUCAUUGAAAGAUUUAUCAUGUCACAAUAG